Messenger RNA from Triticum urartu, 1238 nucleotides. Its product is annotated as protein TIFY 10c. Lineage: Eukaryota; Viridiplantae; Streptophyta; Magnoliopsida; Poales; Poaceae. Gene Ontology annotation, biological process: regulation of jasmonic acid mediated signaling pathway; response to wounding; regulation of defense response. Gene Ontology annotation, cellular component: nucleus. The record is from RefSeq and is a predicted model, not a curated record.
UCCCCCACGUUUUCCAUGCCCGGCCGUGCCCGGCCCGGCGGGUCCUUGUCGUCCCACCUCGCCGUUUAUCACGAAGACCCGAUCCAUUUUAAAAGGGCGGACGCGCCCGGCAGGAGGAAAAGUGCACUGGAGUUGUUUGUCGGAGGCAGCAGGAGAGCGAAGGAAGGAGCGAGGAAGCUUGCUGCGGUGGAGAGGCGACUUGGUUUGCUGUGCAUGGAAGGGGCGGGGAGCGGCGGGAAGAUGGCAGGAGGAGAGGGCAUGGCCGGCCGUGCCGGUGCCGGUGCCGCGGCGGCGGCCAAGGAGAAGUCCGGCUUCGCCGCCACCUGCAGCCUCCUGAGCCGCUACAUGAAGGAGAAGAAGAGCGGCGCGCUGCAGGGCCUCGUCGGCCUCGACAUGUCGCCGCCGGCCGCCGUCGUCGGUGAAGAAGGAGCUUUCCAGCCGCCCACCACCAUGAACCUGCUGUCGGGGCUGGAGGAGCCAAACGCCGCGGACGUGGAGCUCCCCCUCGAGAAAUCUAGUGUUGGCCAGUUUCUCAAGGCCACAACUGACAACCAAGAUGCCGGACAGGAUGCGCACCAGCUCACCAUCUUCUACGGUGGAAAAGUGGUCGUGGUUGACAACUUCCCGUCCACCAAGGUCAAGGAUUUGUUCAAGAUGGCCAACGGCGCCGGCGACAAGGCCGGGAGCAGCAGCCUCGUUCAGCAGAGCCCUCCCCAGCCUGCACACAACACUCUCCCAGAUCUGCCCAUAGCGAGGAGGAACUCACUCCACAGGUUUCUCGAGAAAAGAAAGGGCAGGAUAGUGGCGAAGGCGCCCUACCAAAUUAACGGCUCAUCGGCGGCUCCGUCCAAGCAAGCUAAUGGUGACAACUCCUGGCUCGGGCUGGGCCAAGAAGUGACAAACUGACGGUACAAGAAAGAUAUGCAUGAUGAACACUUGACCAGGCUCCACAUCUAUAGGGCAAUUGAUCUACGGGGAGCGUGGAUGUUAUUUUACUACUAGUGCAGGUAGUUUACUCGUAGCUUUGAAGCGACAAUAAUCGGGUGUUGGUUAUUCAUUUAUAGUAAGAAUUAUUAGUAGAUAUAUGUAUUUAAGCAUAUGCCGUCUGUUCGGACCAUUGUUUGCUGCUGGAGCUGUGUAUGCUCACGGCAGUUUGGCAGCCUAGGUCUACUAGGACUAUUGUCAUGGUCAUUUUAUUGCAAGUUUGCAACGUAUUACAGAUGGUUUGCCUUCCUCAA